Molecule: messenger RNA, 1484 nt
Organism: Galendromus occidentalis (western predatory mite)
Lineage: Eukaryota; Metazoa; Arthropoda; Arachnida; Mesostigmata; Phytoseiidae
Gene: Sans
Product: SAM_USH1G_HARP domain-containing protein Sans
Exons: 7
Coding region: 223-1437 (404 amino acids)
Molecular function (GO): protein binding
Source: RefSeq, a predicted model, not a curated record
AAAUUCCAUAAAGCGGCCAUCGAUGGCUUCUUGGAGCUUCUGAAGGAGACUACAAGGAAGGACUGCAACGCCGUGGAUGAAGAUGGUCUCACACCGACUUUACUCGCGGCCUACCACGGGAACCUUGAUGCUCUGCGACUCCUCGUCGGCAGGGGCGGGGAUCCUGACAGAUGUGAUUACUACGGACAGACGGCUCUUCAUCUUGCUGCGGCGAAGGGUCACAUGAAUUGUGUGUCGUUCCUAGUCAACUUCGGUGCCAAUCUAUUCGCCUUGGACAAUGAAUUCCAUACAGCCAAGGAAAUCGCUCUCAUAAACCACCGAGACGAAAUUCUGAGGUUCCUCGAUGCCGCCAUCGCUAAAGAGAGCGCACUCAAUACAAGAGUGGUUCAGAAAGUGAAAGAGAAGGCGAUCAAAGACGCAGAGAAACGUGUCAAGAAAUUCGAGAAAAUGACACACAAAUCAGUGAAGAAGGCCGAGAAGGACUACAAGGAAGAAGAGAAACAGCGGAAGAAACACACACUCAUCACCGACUCAUUGACGAGCGCAAACUGUAGAGUUGUACUUCCUCCAAGUACGGGAACCCCCGUAGGACAGUCACAAAAGUUCUCUGAAAUAGUUUCGACGAUAAAUGGGAACUCGAAGAAGGGUUUCGGAGCGGUGUCGAAGAAAAUUCUUAACAAAAAACCAGGCAUCGGAACCAUCAACGAGACCGCGAAAAUCCUAGAUCCCACCAAACUUGGGAAACUCAGCAUACGGUCAAAAACAGACAACGACGUAAUAUAUGCCGCUCCUUCAAACCUCAUGUACGGUCAGGAAAACCAGCGGAUGCACAUGAAAGACGUUUUCGAGUCUCUCUAUUUUCUGCGUCAAGUUUCCAGCGACGAAAUGACAAUAUCAGAGCCAUCUUCGAUCUUCGAGAGACCCGGUUUCGGAUCCGUUGCCUUUCGGAACUCUUUAGCGUCCAACGUCCUAACGCUGACCGGGCCUGCGCCCCCCUCAAGGACGACGCUCAGUUCGUCGACGGACUCCAAAAGUUCGUGCGAGCAUUCGUCAGAAGAGUCCGCGACGCUGAGCGGUUCCGACUCGAUCGGCUCAGUGGGAAGCCUGGUGCAGAGGAAUAAGAGGCGAGGAGACCUGUCCGAUGUGCCGCUGUGCAUUCAAGUUUCCUCCUGGGACGAUGAACGCACAUCCCUAUCGUCCGUGGAUGAGGACACGAACCCCGUCUACAUUUUCCUAUCGGUUCACCAUCUGCAGGAGUACUUCCCGAUAUUCGAGCGGGAGAAAAUCGACAUCGAUGCCCUGAUGCUCCUCGACGAGCAAGACCUGAAAAUGAUCGGGCUUCCCUUAGGCCCUCGGAAAAAGCUCGCGAAUGCGAUUGAUAUAAGAAGACAGGCUCUGAACAAGCCGGCGGACAAGUUCGUGGAUUCUCGGAUGUGAAAAUACGAUUCUUAGCAGUAAAUUAGGUACGAUCUUACAUUGCUGUG